GCGGCGGCGGCGGCGGCGGGGAUUGUUUUUGUUGUCGCUGAGGCCGGAAGAGCCGUGGGAGCCGGGUCCCUGUCCCCGGGCUGGGCGCCGCCGCCGCCCCCUACCCAGCGCCCGCGUCUCCGCGGCGCACCCCCCCAGCGCCAAUAUUCCGGAGAUCAAGCGUUACGCGGCGGCGGCGGCGGCGGCGGGGCCCGGAGCGGGAGGCGCCGGGGACCGGGGCGAGGCGGCCCCCGCCGCCGCCAUGGAGGCGCUGGGACCCGGACCUCCAGCCAGCCUGUUUCAGCCACCUCGUCGUCCUGGCCUUGGAACUGUUGGAAAACCAAUUCGACUGUUAGCCAAUCAUUUUCAGGUUCAGAUUCCUAAAAUAGAUGUGUAUCACUAUGAUGUGGAUAUUAAACCAGAAAAGCGGCCUCGGAGAGUCAACAGAGAGGUAGUAGAUACAAUGGUGCGGCACUUCAAGAUGCAAAUAUUUGGUGACCGGCAGCCUGGCUAUGAUGGCAAAAGAAACAUGUACACAGCACAUCCACUGCCAAUUGGACGGGAUAGGGUUGAUAUGGAAGUGACCCUUCCAGGUGAGGGUAAAGACCAAACCUUCAAAGUGUCUGUUCAGUGGGUAUCAGUUGUGAGCCUUCAGUUGCUUUUAGAAGCUUUGGCUGGGCACUUGAAUGAAGUCCCAGAUGACUCAGUACAAGCACUUGAUGUAAUCACAAGACACCUUCCCUCCAUGAGGUACACUCCGGUGGGUCGUUCUUUUUUCUCACCUCCUGAAGGUUACUACCACCCUCUGGGAGGGGGCAGAGAGGUUUGGUUUGGCUUUCAUCAGUCUGUGAGACCUGCUAUGUGGAAUAUGAUGCUCAAUAUUGACGUGUCUGCAACUGCUUUCUACCGAGCUCAGCCUAUCAUUGAGUUCAUGUGUGAGGUUUUAGACAUUCAGAACAUCAAUGAACAGACCAAACCGCUAACAGAUUCCCAGCGUGUCAAGUUUACCAAAGAAAUCAGAGGUCUUAAAGUUGAGGUGACCCACUGUGGACAGAUGAAACGAAAAUAUCGAGUUUGUAAUGUGACUAGACGGCCAGCCAGUCAUCAAACUUUUCCUUUACAGCUAGAAAAUGGUCAAGCUAUGGAAUGUACAGUAGCUCAGUAUUUUAAGCAGAAGUAUAGUCUGCAACUGAAAUACCCCCAUCUUCCCUGUCUCCAAGUGGGACAAGAACAAAAACAUACAUAUUUGCCACUUGAGGUCUGUAAUAUCGUGGCAGGACAGCGAUGUAUAAAGAAGCUCACAGACAAUCAGACUUCCACAAUGAUCAAAGCUACAGCAAGAUCCGCUCCUGACAGACAGGAAGAAAUCAGUAGACUGGUGAAGAGUAACAGCAUGGUGGGUGGACCGGAUCCAUACCUUAAAGAAUUUGGUAUUGUUGUCCACAAUGAAAUGACAGAGCUCACAGGCAGGGUACUUCCAGCACCAAUGCUGCAAUACGGAGGCCGGAAUAAAACGGUAGCCACACCCAACCAGGGUGUCUGGGACAUGCGAGGAAAGCAGUUUUAUGCUGGCAUUGAAAUUAAAGUUUGGGCAGUUGCUUGUUUUGCGCCUCAGAAACAAUGUAGGGAAGAUUUACUAAAGAGUUUCACUGAUCAGCUCCGUAAAAUCUCUAAGGAUGCAGGAAUGCCUAUCCAGGGUCAGCCCUGUUUCUGCAAGUAUGCACAAGGUGCAGACAGCGUGGAGCCCAUGUUCAAACACCUGAAAAUGACCUACGUGGGCCUACAGCUAAUCGUGGUUAUCUUGCCUGGGAAGACGCCAGUGUAUGCGGAGGUGAAACGUGUUGGAGAUACCCUCCUGGGUAUGGCCACACAGUGUGUCCAGGUAAAAAAUGUAGUGAAGACCUCACCCCAAACCCUUUCCAACCUUUGCCUGAAGAUAAAUGCAAAGCUCGGAGGAAUUAACAAUGUGCUUGUACCUCAUCAAAGGCCCUCGGUGUUCCAGCAGCCUGUCAUCUUCCUGGGAGCGGAUGUCACGCAUCCCCCAGCAGGGGACGGGAAGAAGCCUUCCAUUGCUGCUGUCGUUGGCAGUAUGGAUGGCCACCCCAGCCGGUACUGUGCCACUGUUCGGGUGCAGACCUCCCGCCAGGAGAUUUCCCAGGAGCUCCUGUACAGUCAGGAGGUAAUUCAGGACCUCACUAACAUGGUUCGAGAGCUGCUGAUCCAGUUCUACAAGUCUACACGCUUCAAACCCACUCGGAUCAUCUACUACCGUGGAGGGGUAUCAGAGGGACAAAUGAAACAGGUCGCCUGGCCAGAGCUAAUAGCAAUUCGAAAGGCAUGUAUUAGCUUGGAAGAAGAUUACCGGCCAGGAAUAACCUACAUUGUGGUGCAGAAGAGACACCACACACGACUUUUCUGUGCAGAUAAAACAGAAAGGGUCCCCGAGUUCACAUUUGAAUUUGAUGGAAUGAGACUUUUCUGUACUCAUAGAUGUUCCUGUACGCAUUGGUGCACAAUUCAGCUGAAGGUGGGGAAAAGUGGCAAUGUACCAGCAGGUACUACAGUGGAUAGCACCAUCACACAUCCAUCCGAGUUUGACUUUUACCUCUGUAGUCAUGCAGGAAUUCAGGGAACCAGCCGUCCUUCACAUUACCAGGUCUUGUGGGAUGACAACUGCUUCACCGCCGAUGAGCUCCAGCUCCUAACUUACCAGCUAUGUCACACAUAUGUGCGGUGCACGCGCUCAGUCUCCAUUCCAGCCCCUGCAUAUUAUGCCCGGCUUGUAGCUUUCAGGGCAAGGUAUCAUCUGGUGGAUAAAGAUCAUGACAGCGCGGAAGGCAGUCAUGUGUCAGGACAGAGCAAUGGCCGGGAUCCUCAGGCCUUGGCCAAGGCUGUGCAGAUCCACCAUGAUACGCAGCACACGAUGUAUUUUGCCUGAGAGUCUCAGAAAAAGAACUCAACCAAUUUGGCACCCCAUGCAGCCUCAAAAUGUUUCAAAUGCCUACCGCCUCUAGAGAGAGCCAAGUUGACUUCAGGUGGUCUUCUACCAGCAACUCGGAAUAGUAGCACUGAAUCUAUACUUCACAGCACUGUCUGAUGCAUCAACAAAAUUGAGCCAUUUUUUAAAAGUAAUAGAUACUCAUAGAUUGUCUUUUCUGAUGCACUGGACUGAAUUUUUACCUCAUCAUGCAAAGGCUGAUCAGCCUGAACUUCCUUAAGGACUUUACAAGAAAGGUUUCUAUGGAAUAUUUUGCUAGCUGUGGUGUUCACCGCAUCCCUCUAGUCUUAUAAGAGAAGAUUAUUCCUUGUUUUCUGUACUCAUUGAGUGGGGUGUAUGCAUAAGUGGGAGAGAAAAACCAAACAAUCUACUUCAGUUCAGCGUAACUUUUUAAUUGUGUGGGUCCAUAGACUUUUUAAUGGAGAUUUCUGACUUUGCCACUGUAAAUGCCUUUAACGAGCAUUAAUUUUUGAAAGUUUUACAGAGUUUUAUUAGUUUUCCUACUUUAUCUUCUUGAUCUCUACAGACUUGUGCUGGUGCAAGUACAGGCUGCCAGGCAGUUGCUCUAUAUUUGGCUGCAAAUUCAGACCGGCAGUUCUCUUAUUUGCUUGACUUUUGUGAAUGUGUAGCACAAACAGAUAUAAUGCAUGUCAUGGUGACAGAUAACACUGCCAAGGUAAAAGUACUCAUGUUUCCCCCUCUUUGAAAAAAAAAUUAGCUUUUAGUAUUUUUCAAAGUUUUCAAAAGUGCCCAUUUUAUGCUGCUCUGUGGUUUCUUAGAUCUAAAUGAUUUUUAAACGUUUCUCAUAGAAAAUUAACUUUGGCAAUAAGCAUUUUUUUAAGGUCCCUUCACUUCCUCCCCCAACAAUGUAGUUUUCUAGAUGAGAUUUCAGUAUGAUUUUAUCAGCUGUUUCUUAAAGAUCAUAAUCUGGCAAUUUCUGAAACUGGUCAGAAAAGACAUAUAUUUCCAUGACUUUAAAGAAUUAUUUUUAUCUGUUUUAUAGUCACAGUUGGUGUCCUGUCACUAUGUUUUAAAAUAAGGUAGAACCACGAUGCUUCCUUAUCGGAUAGGCUUUGCCAAUCCUUAAGGUACAUUGAGCGAUGCUGCGACCUGCACAAAUGUACCAGCAUUUAAAACUUUUUUUCCCGGGAAUCAAGGUUACUCACACAGUCAUGUGCAGUGCAGAUUUUUUUUGCUUCUCUUUCAACCUGAAAUGUACUUGGUGGGGUUUCCUUCCUUUCACUAAACUACAACUGCAUAGAAAAGGUUGAUCUUUCUUAAUAGAUUCUAGAUCCCGCUCGCAAGGAGAUGGGUUCCUUUCUUGUCCAAACAAAGGGAGCUGAUCUAAAGCAAGCAUCAGUGAAAAUGUAGGGAAAAAAUGUAUUUUGUAUUUAGUGUAGAUAACACUUUGUGAAUGGACAACAGUUACAUAGAGUCUUGGUAGUUCCAGCCAGUGUUUCCCAGCCCAGAUUUUACUGACUUGUGAUUCUCUAUCCUGGAACCUCAGAAGUGAGAGCUGGAGAAGGGGAUAAAAGCCCCAGAGCCACAGUCUGUAUGGCUGAGGAAGGUGCUGGUGGAAGAGACAGACACAAUGUGGGAAAACGAUUUUGCCCCUUCUGUCUGGAAACUGCUGGUGGGGAAACACUGGAUCUGAUGGUGAAGGGUGUUUGCUUGAACUCAUUAGCCGGUCCAAAUCUCUUAAACUAGCCUUCUCAAAAUCCCAGCAAUACAAAGCACUGUUUUUCUUCAGUCUUUUAAAGAAGCUUGCAAAUACAUUGAAGUUUACAUUUCCAUGUGCUGUUGAUCAGCAGCACCACCCAUGUUUGCUGAGACUGGUCUCUGAGAGUUCUAUAAUGUAUAUUGAGUCCUGUAGCUCAUUAAGACGACUGCAGACAUCCUUAUUCUCCACAUAUAGUGGGAUGAAAGCAAGCUCUGUAAUUGAGGCACAACACAGGCAGGAGUGAAGAGAUGGCAGAUGUUAAUUUCUUACGAUUUUCCUUUUCUGCAAAUACCUCACUUGGAUACUACAAAUCAGGACAUGUUGGUGAGCCAGAGCUGCUGCUUUUAUUCACACUUGUUCAGGGAGAGCUCAGAAAAUACCCUUCAGCAUGGCCACCCUGGACCCAAGAGGAGGAAACAACAGGAGCUUCUUUAGGAGAAGGAGGACUGAUUGGCGUCCAGGCUGUGAAGAACUCUUGGUGGUUGGCUGGCUGGCCGGCAGGCUCAACGCCUGCACUUGAGUGCCUGGGGCUUGCUUGUUCACGCACAGAAGUUCACUUCUCAUCAUCUCCUGGCAUGGAUGGAGCAGGGAGCAAGGCGGAGUGCCAGGCAGCCCUGAUUUGCUUGCCGGCAGUUGGGCUAUAUGCUUGACCUUGAACUAUACAGUUUGUACAACCUCAGUCAGUCCACUGGGGCAAAUCAGCGUGGUGGUGGAGGAAAAGCCGGGAGGCCUAUUUUUUAUAGGAAACAGUACCUUUAAGGGGGCAAAUGCUCUCGUUUUGGAUGAAAGGAAAGAAAUAUGGAAGAACUAGGAUUAUUGGGGGGAAAAAAAAGCCUGCUGAGGGGAUGAAUCUUGAAGAGGUAAUCACUACAGAAUCAGAGUUGCAGCAAUACUAUUGCAAGCAAGUCUGAAUGCAUAAUUUCAAUUUGGCUUGAUGAUUUGAAUACCAUAACCCCUUGGGACUGACUGAAUCAUUAUGCAUGUGUCAAUCAAUGGGAGGUGUGCAUUCUCUAGAAGUAGAUUUAGGCUGUUUGGUUUUUUUUGUUGUUGUUUUUUUAAUGCAGCCUGUUUAGGCACUGUCAUGUGGUGUGAAAGAUUGAAAUGUAGCAGUGCUAAAGAGUAACAAUUAGGGGAUGGGAAGCAGGGGCAUUGGGAGAGUGGUGAAGAUCCAAAUGUUGAACCAAUUAUGUUUUCUUAUUGUCGUUAGCUGUUGAACCCUGAGUGGUUUCUAAAGUGAACUAGCUGGCUUAGUGCAGCUAGAGUCUGGGCAGGUAGAACAUAUUCAUUCUUACUAUAAAUUUUAUUUGCUGCUUCCAAAGGUGAUGAUUUACAGGUUCUAUAUGGUCUGUACUUUAGGAUCUGGUGCCCAGCCUAUGUCAGAGCUUCUCUACCUGGCUCAGCUAACUACCCUUCCUGUGGGAAAAGGCAACCCACUGCUUAAGAAGGCUCACCCGCUCCGCCCUGCCCUAGCAACCCUUUGUGGAUGUGCUGUAAGAUUUUCUUGCUCAAUAGCAAGGUGGGAGCUCUGCUUUCAUUUUAAGAAAGUGGAGGCUGAGGGCGUUGCAUCAAUACUGCUUGAACUCCAGGGAUUUUUCCUUAUCGAAUUAAAGGGAAGAUCUUGUUACUGAUUAACCAUUUUCUUAUCCCUUGCUAUUGACAUUCAUGCUCUUUCUAUGUCUAGUGGCUGAAAAUGUUUGCAUUUGUUCAUUUGACUAAUGGUGUAAGUUUGGUUUCUAUAUUGUUAGACCUGUAAUGUUUUAAAAAAAUGUAUUUUAUUAACUUUGGACUGGAUGUAUGUCUCUAGCAAUACGAGGUACUUUCUAAACUAUUAAAGGAGAGGUGGUAUCCCCAUGUUGAGAUAUGAUGGUUGUUUAAAUUUUGCGAUUUUUUUUUUGGCCUGCAGGGAUAUUUUGUGUUCUUGUGUCCAAAAGAGAAUAAAUUGGCAUUCUUGUGCCAAAA
Molecule: messenger RNA, 6656 nt
Organism: Zalophus californianus (California sea lion)
Lineage: Eukaryota; Metazoa; Chordata; Mammalia; Carnivora; Otariidae
Product: protein argonaute-4
Exons: 19
Coding region: 242-2917 (891 amino acids)
Molecular function (GO): protein binding; RNA binding
Source: RefSeq, a predicted model, not a curated record